Messenger RNA from Danio aesculapii, 1438 nucleotides. It is a transcript of the gene fjx1, whose product is annotated as four-jointed box kinase 1. The record is from RefSeq and is a predicted model, not a curated record. Gene Ontology annotation, biological process: cell-cell signaling. Bases 206 to 1375 code for a protein of 389 amino acids. The transcript has a single exon. NCBI's taxonomy places the organism in Eukaryota, Metazoa, Chordata, Actinopteri, Cypriniformes, Danionidae.
UAUUAGUGAGGUCUCAUGAUCUGGUCACAUGGUUCGCGUCCAUGCGGUGGCAGCGGAACACAGAAAGAGUUUGGGAGCAGAAGAGAGAUGAGGAGAGGCAGAGAACACCGCCCUGAAGAAGAGAAUUCAUUAAAACUGUACUGAAACAUCAACCACAGAAGACUCUGUGGUAUGAAAGGCUAAAUGGAAAGCGGAAUGAGCUAAAAUGCGUUUAGUGAUCAUGAAAGCCGGCAAGGUGAAAUUAUGCGCGUCGCUUUGCGUGUGGCUUGGAAUAGUUACCUGGAUUGGGAAUGUGAAGUUGCAUCUUUUGUCCGUAUUUGUUCAACAAGACACAGAUCGAGGGGUUUUGUACUCUGUUGCAAAUAACCAGGUAAAUAAUACUAAAAUAAACGCACAAGGAACGCGAGGUGGAAAAAGUUUUAAUAUUGGCUCUGCGUUGAUUCUGGAUAACGUGAUUGAGCAGCGGGUGUUCUGGAGCGCGUGGCUUGAAGCUCUGGCCACUCGUGUUUUUGGCGUGGAGCACGAGAGGAAGUGGAGAGAGCGGGUUCGGGACGCUCGGGUGGUGGCACUGGAAGCGGGCUGCGGCAGACCCACAAACCGCCUCGCGAGCUUCGCCGACGGCACUAGAGCAUGCGUGCGGUACGGCAUCGACGCGGAUCAAGUGCUGGGCGAAACGCUCUCCUAUUAUCUGGCGGAGCUGCUUGGGAUAUCCAACCUUCCACCCUUGUCGCUUUCCAAACUGAACCUGUCCAGUGAGCAGUGGGCAAGUGUCCGGGAAAAUAUCGAGGUGUUAGAAUGGUCGCCAAAUGCCAUCGUGUCUCUCACCGAGUUCAUCCCAAAUGUCACAGGAGUGUUUAUUCCAGUUCAUUUACAAAAACAGCAGCAACUUUCUGCUGAGAGUCUAUCGAACAUGACUUUAUCAUACUUGCUUGAACUGAUGCAGUGGAGCGAUUUAAUCCUGUUUGAUUAUUUAACGGCCAACUUUGAUCGAAUCGUCAGUCAUAUUUUCAGCCUCCAGUGGGACGCGCGCGUAAUGGAGAGGACCACUAAUAACCUUCUCAAAACAGGCAAUGGAAAUUUGCUUUUUAUUGACAACGAGGCGGGGCUUGUUCACGGAUACAGAGUGCUUGACCUGUGGGAACGAUAUCACAAGAUACUGCUGAGCUCGUCGUGUAUGUUUCGGAGAAGUACAGUACGACGAGUGUCUGAACUGAAGCGCUCUGGAAACAGCGCAAAGCUGUUGUAUGAACUGUACCGCGCGAGGGAGCCGCUGGCGCGGGAGCUGGGCUCUCUGUCUGAGGAGCACGCGCUCACAUUGCAGAGCAGGAUUGAUGUCGUUUACAAACAUAUUAAACUGUGCACAGAAAUCAUGUAGACAUGUCAUGUGCGAGUUCAGGUGUUUCCAUUCCCUACUGAAAAAUCCAGCUUAAACCAGCCU